AUGUCGGCUUCCCCCAACCCAAAGGAGGUAGAUGUGGAACCAGGAGCGCAAUCGCCUGAUGAAGCCGAGCACAUGGAAAGGGAUCCCCAAGAAGCACACGCGCAAGGACUCGGCUACGAGUUCGAGGUGAAGGAACAGGACCGAUGGCUGCCUAUAGCAAAUGUGGCGCGCAUCAUGAAGUUGGCUUUGCCCGAGAAUGCCAAAAUCGCAAAGGAAGCAAAGGAGUGCAUGCAAGAAUGCGUCAGCGAAUUCAUCUCCUUCAUCACCAGUGAGGCUUCGGAAAAAUGCCAGCAGGAGAAGCGAAAAACGGUCAAUGGCGAGGACAUUUUAUUUGCCAUGACGUCGCUUGGAUUUGAAAACUACGCGGAAGCGCUCAAGAUCUAUCUCUCCAAAUACCGUGAAACCCAAUCUGCGCGUGGAGAGAACCAGAAUCGCCCUGGAUACGGCGCACCAGGGGUACCUGGCGAGGCAAAUUCCUCCGCCUCAGCCAACUAUCAGGGCGCUUCAGAUGGCGCCAACAAUAUCUUGAGCCCUACAUCGAUGGAGGCCCCGGAACAUGAAGCAGGACCCUAUGGCAACGUCUACCAGACCGUUGUGGGCGCCAAUCAUAAUGGCUCCGGGCCUGACCAGUACUAG
Messenger RNA from Xylona heveae TC161, 636 nucleotides. Its product is annotated as histone-fold-containing protein. Gene Ontology annotation, biological process: regulation of transcription by RNA polymerase II. NCBI's taxonomy places the organism in Eukaryota, Fungi, Ascomycota, Xylonomycetes, Xylonales, Xylonaceae. The record is from RefSeq and is a predicted model, not a curated record. The transcript is spliced from 4 exons. Gene Ontology annotation, molecular function: RNA polymerase II cis-regulatory region sequence-specific DNA binding; DNA-binding transcription activator activity, RNA polymerase II-specific; protein heterodimerization activity. The coding region runs from base 1 to 636 and encodes 211 amino acids. Gene Ontology annotation, cellular component: CCAAT-binding factor complex; nucleus.